AUCAGUGUCCUAUAUCUCUGCUAAACCCUAAAUCAGAAACCGCCGAUAUCCGAGGCAAUGCCACUCAAAUGGUAACCACUGAAAAUCCCAAUCACAGAUUCGGACAGUUAUGUAUGAUAAAGUUUUGUGCUUGAUUUUUGUGGUGCUGCAAUUUUAGGGUUUUGCAUUGGCAGCCCAACGCAGGGACGACGGUCAACAGUCAGAUCGUAAACGAAGUCACGCAGUGCGUCGAGAGCAUCAAUGGCGUCAAGGAAGGAAGAUUUUGAUAUAGUACAUUGUGCGUGCAUCAUCAGAGCCGUCUUUAACCGGGGAACCCCCGCGUUAUCUUCUGGGGAUUGCGCUGCCGGAGCAACCGAGUAAGUACUACCUGAUAAUGCGGUUGCAGCGGAUAAUUCUCGAGGUGGAUUCUUCGAUUCAGGCGAUUAUGGAGAAGUUACAGUCGUACAAAUCGAGGGUCUCGCUUUAUUUUGAGGUUUCCCCCUCCAAUUGGUGUAGUUGGAAGGGGUUUCAGUAUCAAGUCGGGGACUUCCAAUUGAGAGUGGGGAAAGUUAUUCCUACUCAUUCCGAAAAUUUAAAAGGAAUAGUUAUGGAGCUGGAGUACCUUCCCAUUUCUUCGAUGGAAAAAGUGAGGCAAGUCAUGGAAGAGUUCAUGGAUAUAUGGCAGCAGGCUUUGUCGAAAAGAUCAUUACUGGGGCACUUCAUGCAUGUGGAACCAAACUUUUCCGAGUAUGGCCUUGACCAAUGUACUUCACAACAUACUGCUGUCCAGUAUGCUGCCAUUAUGGCUCAACUCAUUGCGAUCGUGCAAGCAGUGCAGCAAUCAGCAAGAAAUUAGGAAACGAAGAAAAAGAAUUUGAUGUGUGUCACUCGUCAACUGGUUUGAGGAAUGGAUGAUUCCAAUUCCAUAUCUUCUUAGCGCUGACUCUCCCGCUGUUUGGAUAGAAGAAAACGGGGAGUAAUGAAGUUCUGUAUGCAGGUUUGAUUGUCCAUGGAAGAAUAGAAAGCAAACGAUAGGAUGUUUGAAAUCGAAAAGAAGUAAUUUCUUGA
Pyrus x bretschneideri (Chinese white pear) is the source of this 1047-nucleotide messenger RNA. Its product is annotated as mediator of RNA polymerase II transcription subunit 20a. Gene Ontology annotation, biological process: regulation of transcription by RNA polymerase II. The transcript is spliced from 4 exons. The coding region runs from base 374 to 835 and encodes 153 amino acids. Gene Ontology annotation, molecular function: transcription coactivator activity. Gene Ontology annotation, cellular component: mediator complex. The record is from RefSeq and is a predicted model, not a curated record. Lineage: Eukaryota; Viridiplantae; Streptophyta; Magnoliopsida; Rosales; Rosaceae.